Brassica rapa (field mustard) is the source of this 804-nucleotide messenger RNA. RefSeq lists its product as uncharacterized. The record is from RefSeq and is a predicted model, not a curated record. Gene Ontology annotation, molecular function: zinc ion binding. Lineage: Eukaryota; Viridiplantae; Streptophyta; Magnoliopsida; Brassicales; Brassicaceae.
AUGGUGUGCGCCGCAGCUUUCUCUUACAGACGCAAAGAUUUCAAUGACAACUUCGGCAAAAUUAGACAAGCUAGUGCAGCGUGCACAAAAUACCUCGAAGACAUUGGGACUGCUAAAUGGAGCAGAAAAUAUUUCCCAGGGAACCGAUACAACCUCCUCACUAGCAACGUUGCCGAACAACUCAAUAAUGCACUAUCCAAGUCGAGGGCUUCACCUGUUGUUGAGUUGUUCAUGUUCAUCCAAAGGAUGUUGACUCGUUGGUUUUCAGCUAGGAGAACCAAAUCAGCAAAACACAGGGGGGCUGUAACACCGGAGGUUGAGGAUGUAAUGCAGACACACAUUAGGCUAACUAAAGGCAGCAAAAUCUCAAAUAUUACUAGUUGGAGCUAUCAAGUCAAAGGUGUUUUUGGUCACACCAACACUGUUUCUCUCGAGAACAAAGUUUGCACAUGCCAAGUAUUCCAACACCUUAAAAUCCCUUGCGGACAUGCUCUGUUGGCCGCUGAUUCCAUCGGUUAUCCACAUUCCCAACUUUUUGGAGACUGCUACAAAACACAAACAUGGAAAGAAACAUAUGCCGGCGUCAUUUACCCCGAGGCUCUUCUAGGGGAUCACCCUCUGCCUCCAGCUAUUGAACGCCUCUCCCUACAGCCUCCCAAGACCCGUUGCCCCUCUGGGCGUCCUAAGGACAAACGCUACCCUUCCACAGGAGAAAUACAGGUUCCAAAGAAAACCAAACUCAACAGAUGUGGUCGGUGUGGUGUCUCUGGCCACAACAGGACCAAUUGCAAGGUCCCCAUAUAA